AUGGCUAAGUUUGCUUCCAUCGUUUCCCUUCUUUUCGUUGCUCUUGUUCUUUUUGCUGCUUUCGAAAAACCGGCAGUGGUGGAAGCACAAAAGUUGUGCCAGAGGCCAAGUGGGACGUGGUCAGGAGUCUGUGGAAACAAUAACGCAUGCAAGAAUCAGUGCAUUAACCUUGAGAAAGCACGACAUGGAUCGUGCAACUAUGUCUUCCCAGCUCACAAGUGCAUCUGCUACUUCCCAUGUUAAUUUGUCCACAAACUCUUUGGUUAAUUGUGUGUAUCUUAAAUAAAAUAAGUAUGUGUCACUAUCAAUGAGUGACUUUAUGACAUGUACCAGAUAUGUUUAUGUUGGGUGGGUUAUAAUAAGAAAGUUUACCGUACCAUAAAAUAGCAUAGACUGAAUGCAUAUUUCCG
Eruca vesicaria subsp. sativa (arugula) is the source of this 410-nucleotide messenger RNA. The record is from the annotation of a GenBank genome assembly. NCBI's taxonomy places the organism in Eukaryota, Viridiplantae, Streptophyta, Magnoliopsida, Brassicales, Brassicaceae.